Manis javanica (Malayan pangolin) is the source of this 728-nucleotide messenger RNA. It is a transcript of the gene OXLD1, whose product is annotated as oxidoreductase like domain containing 1. Lineage: Eukaryota; Metazoa; Chordata; Mammalia; Pholidota; Manidae. Gene Ontology annotation, cellular component: mitochondrion. The record is from RefSeq and is a predicted model, not a curated record.
CCUCGCGGUCGCUGGGGCGGUGCAGCUCCCUGGCGGGCCGGGAUUGGCCAGGACGGCCGCCGCUCACGGGUCGUGGGCAGGCAGCGGGCGAUGCUGCCGCGGAGCUUAGCCGGGGGAGGCCGCGCGGUGGCCGCUGCCGCUCGCGGCCAGGGGUCCGGCCGACUGUCCAGCUGCAACCGAUGCCAGAGGAUUCCUGGAGGCGGUGGCAUUCUUCACAGGCACCCUGCCUGGGUCCAAGUCUGUGAAGGCCGCAGAGAGCUGGGGAAGGAGGCAGGCUCCCAAGCAGGCACAGACAGCGCCAGGCAGUCCAGGUCCUCCCUGCCUGGUGGGCGCCCCUCAGAACCUUCACACCACCUGCCACCUGAGCUCCAGCCGCCCACAGACUGCUGCAUGAGCGGCUGCCCCAGCUGCGUGUGGGUGCAGUACGCAGAUGCGCUGCUGCACCACUACCAGGAUGGCGGGCAGCAGGCUCUGGCUGCCCUGGAGGAGCACGUGGCCGACGAGAACCUCAAGGCCUUCCUCAGGGUGCAGAUCCAGCUGCACAUGCGGAAUGGAGGCUGAGCUGGCCUGGCCCCACAUCCUUGCCCAGUAGGCUCCCACCUGCCAUCUCCACUCAGAAGGCAGCACAGCCUCCUUUGUUUUCAGCUCCCUUGUGGGGCUUGUGUCGGGAACAGAAGGAGCUAUUUGUUGACCCCUCCUGAGAAUAAACAAGUUCUCUGUGGUGUUUA